GGUGUGGCCGGCCCUUUCUUGUGCCCGGAUCAGGACCAGGGCCGGGACAAGAUGCCUUACUCGGUGGAAACCCCCUAUGGCUUCCUGCUGGACCUGGACUUCCUCAAGUACGUGGACGACAUCGAGAGAGGCCAGACCCUCCGGAAGCUUCCCCUCCCCCGCAAAGGGAAGGGCUCCAAGCCGGCCCAGAGCUUCCCCCGCAGCCAAAUGGGGGGCUGGGCCUCCACCGAGUCCCUGUCCUCCUCUGCCAGCGAGGAUGGGAAGCUGGCCUUCUCCCCGCGGCCCCGAACGGCAUCCUACGGAACCAAGGAGCACGCCGGCAAAGACGGCUGCUCCUUCCCGACGUCUCCUCCGCCGGCCGGCCGGCUUCUCCCUCCAGCUUCCCCCAAUUCGGUGGGUAGAGGCAGCCGGGUGGAGACCACCUUGCUGGAGACCAGCAGGAGGCUGGAGGAGGCACAGCUGGUGAGCAGCGAAGGGCCUGCAGCGCCCAAGAGGACGGGCGGCCCUUCCCAAAACAGCACGUGUCCCCCCAACUCUGCAUCCUCUCCGUCCGGGGAGGGCCAAGCUGAGCCUGUGAAGCCCAGCCCCCCUAAUUCAGGAAGGAGCACCCCGGUUCCGGCCGCGAGCCCCGCACACCUCCAUCACGUCCGCGAGCAGAUGGCCGCUGCUCUCAAGCAGCUGAAGGAGCUGGAGGAGCAGGUGAAGAUGAUCCCCCUCCUGGAGGAGCAGAUCUGCCGGCUGAAGCAGGAGAAGGAGCAGCUGGUGGCGGCUGGCUUGGGGGAGAAGCGGGAGGCCGAAGCCGAGGAGUCGGGGGUCUUCUGCUUCCCCCCAAGACAAGGCCUCAAAGAUGGGCCUGCUUGUCCGGACCCAGGAGGGCCCCAGCCUGAGAGGGAGGGAGAGGCGACCAAAGGAAGGACAAGUAAGAUUGCAGAGCUGAAGAAACUGACCGAGCGGCUGACCGGGCCAGAGAGGGCCGGGAAGAGCAGAGGAGCGGGCCGGCCCUCAAGAGUGGAGCAGCCCGGCCAGAGGUCCAUCGGAGUCGGAGAGGAGGCGGACAUGAGUGAAGUGGUUUGCUACUACCGGAGCCAAAGACCCUGCCGGGAAGUGGCUGUUGGGUGCGAGAGGGAGACGUGCGACGCAGAGGUGUGGGUGAUGGAGUCCUUCCUUGGGGUUUCCUCGGCUGCAGAGGAAGAGAUGCAGCUGGUGCAGCAGAGAGUCCAGCACCAGCAGGCCAUCAUCACCAUGCUGGAGGGGCACCUCAAGGAGGCCACCCAGGAACUGGAGGAGUUGAGGGUGGAGGUUUGCUCCCGUAGGCCGGGCAGCCUGGUCAGCCAAGCUACCUCGGCCUGUCCGGAGAUGGCUGAAGCCUGCGUGGAGGCCGUGACGCCCACCCGGUGCCAGGCUGUGGGCAGCCACGUCGAAACGGUGGAGGCUGGCGUCCAGAGCUUUCUGCAAACGUCCCACGUAGGAGUCGGUUGCAACUUGCAAGGAGAAGUGAACGGAGAAGCAAAGGCCACCGAGGAGGACUCGCCACGGAAAGCAUCCCCGAUCCCCCUGGAGCACGGGGGCCACAAAGGGCACCUCAGAUCCACAGUGGCAACGCCCGAUGCCGGCACAGCUGAGGAGGGGUCCGGCUCAGAAGAUGCCAGGCAGUCCACCAGUGGCAAGGAAGGGACCGCACAGGAUGAACCAGAUACUGGCCGAGCUUUGCCCCUGGGGAUGGGUGGCAAGGGCAGCCGUGAGCCCAACGGGGCAGAGGGGGCCUCGGGGACUGGUGCUCUGAAGUCCAUAAUGAAGCGGCUGGACAGCCCGGCCAAGGCAGAGCCGGGGGUCAGUGGGAAGAAGACCCUCCAGUUUGUGGGCCUCCUGAAUGGCGAGUAUGAGAGCACCUCUAGUGAGGAGGAGGAGGAGGAGGAGGAGGAGGAGGAAGAGGACAAGGAAGAAGAGGAAGAGGAGGAGGAGACCCCAGGCGUGGGAUCUGCCCACAGCUCCUUCAGCGAGACCGUUGGCGGCUUGGAGGGCGAUGCUGCUGCCAGCCCGGAUGUCAGCGACAGCAGCGAGGAGGAGGAGGAGGAAGGCAGCCCGGGCACAGAGGAGGCACCACCAGGGCACCCACAGCUGAGCCCUGACCCUGAAGAUGCGGCCGGACAGGGAGGAGCAACUCCCAAGGUCAAAGAGAGGUUUGAGCUGAGCCCGUGGAUGAGAGAAGCCUGCUUGGUGGUGAGGGCCCACCUGGGCCAUGGCAGAGGGGCCCCGAAGAGCAAAGAGCUGCUGUCCAGCAGCAGCCUGGUCCUGCGGGAAUGGUUCCGGGUGUCCAGCCAGAAGAGUUCCCGGGCCAGCAAGGUGGCCAAGUACCUGCAGGCCCUGGACGAGCUCUCCCCGGCACUCCUGGCGCACGUCCUCAACCUCUCCGACGGCAACGGGAACAUGGCGCUCCACUACAGCGUCUCCCACUCCAACUUCGACAUCGUCCGGCUCCUCCUCGACACAGGUGUCUGCAACGUCAACCACCAGAAUAAAGCAGGCUACACGGCCCUCAUGUUGGCUGCGCUGGCAACCAUGGAGCGGCAGGACGACAUGGCCGUAGUCCGGCGCCUCUUCGACCUGGGCAACGUCAACGCCAAGGCCAGUCAGGCCGGGCAGACGGCGCUGAUGCUGGCGGUCAGCCACGGGAGGCAAGAGAUGGUGCAGGCCCUCCUGGCGUGCGGGGCAGACGCCAACCUGCAGGACGAGGAGGGCUCCACCGCGCUCAUGUGCGCCUGUGAGCACGGCCGGGCGGAAACCGUGCGGCUGCUUCUGGCGCAGCCGGCCUGCGACACCUCCAUCGCGGAUCAUGACGGCAACGAUGCUGUGGCCAUAGCCUUGGAGGCCGGACACGACAACCUCGCGGCUCUGAUAUCUGCCCACCUCACACAGUCCGCAGACAGGACGGGAGCGUGACACUAUCCGGCUGCAACCCCAGGCGGCUUUGGCCCUUGAACUGUCCCGCCUGCAGCUGGCUGGAAGGACCCGCAACCAAAGAGAAAGCCCAUCAUUCCAGGAAACGCUUCCUGCACCGCUAUCAACCUCCGGCGAGCGCUUGGGAUCCCUGCGGGGUGAAGCUCACCCUGGGGCCGGCUUCACUAAUUCGGGCCGCCCACCUGGUCAACCUGACUGGGGCCUCAGUUCCACCAACAAGGGAAAAGCCAUCAGGGAAAAGCAGUGACCCGGUUUUAUCGUGCAAAAUUCUUGCUCUGCGCACAUGGAGAGAAGUUGGGCAGUGGAGGCUGGUGCCCAAGGCCUCUUCCCCAAGCAAGCAAGGGGGGGGGAAAGGCAUUCACCAGCCAAAUCUCCAACUGUAAUCCAAACUGGGUGGAGUGCUCCAUGGGGACUAGAAACUUACCUAUCCCAAUUUUUAUCUUGCUAGAAUAA
Molecule: messenger RNA, 3411 nt
Organism: Notechis scutatus (mainland tiger snake)
Lineage: Eukaryota; Metazoa; Chordata; Lepidosauria; Squamata; Elapidae
Source: RefSeq, a predicted model, not a curated record